CGAGCUACGAAGUAGUUAAGUACUGUUGCGGGGUACAUGAGUGUUGGCACGUUAUAUGGCAGAGUCAGUAGAUAAUUAUUGUUGUCCACCUUGGAACUUUUCGUGGAUCGUUCAGAAUGAAUUAGCUGGAAUGGCAUGGCCACAGACCGCUGCGAAUAUUCGUUUCUUGAUUAAUGAGGGAAUAAAACACAUUGUAACACUAUCUCCAGAGAAGAAACCUCCUGUUCACGCAUUUCCAGACAUCGCGUGGACAGAAAUUCCCAUAAAAGAAUUUCGAUCGCCAUCGAUAACCCAGAUUAAAAAGUUUAUAAAAAUUUGCGAAUUUGCCUUAAAAAAGAGUGAGCCAGUAGGUGUCCACUGCCGAAUGGGACGAGGAAGAACAGGUGUAAUGGCAGCAUGUUAUCUUGUGAGGUUUCAUGAUGUAUCACCAGAGAGAGCAAUAACAAAUGUUAGACUCAUGCGACCUGGGUCUGUAGAAACAUAUGAACAAGAAAAAGCUGUUAUUGCAUACACUGAUUAUCUUCGCAGCAGUAAUGAGCUAGCAAAUCUGUUUUCCAGACGGAUCACCAUCCUGAGCCUGUCAUCGUAGCUGAGCAUGUGAAACUAUUCCCAUGUUUGGAAGUACUUAUCGACAUGAGCAGCUAUUUUCAAUUACGAAAGCAAAUGAAUCUCCGGUCAGAUUAAAAACUUCAGACUUUCACCUUGGGUCAGUUUUGAAAGUAAUUACUGAAUGAAAGUUUUCUCCUGAAAUAUGGAAGACAGUACCAGGAAAGAGAUGUCGGGAAGAAAACAUUAAUAUUAUCAUUGUUCCUGCACUCUGUAAUAUAUUUUUUCUAAAUAAAUUUAUGUUUUUACGAAAAUGA
Messenger RNA from Schistocerca serialis cubense, 863 nucleotides. RefSeq names its product dual specificity protein phosphatase 23-like. The record is from RefSeq and is a predicted model, not a curated record. Gene Ontology annotation, molecular function: protein tyrosine/serine/threonine phosphatase activity. Bases 56 to 589 code for a protein of 177 amino acids. NCBI's taxonomy places the organism in Eukaryota, Metazoa, Arthropoda, Insecta, Orthoptera, Acrididae. The transcript is spliced from 3 exons. Gene Ontology annotation, biological process: protein dephosphorylation; cilium assembly.